Messenger RNA from Synchiropus splendidus (mandarinfish), 4059 nucleotides. RefSeq names its product iodothyronine deiodinase 2 (gene dio2). Gene Ontology annotation, molecular function: thyroxine 5'-deiodinase activity. The transcript is spliced from 2 exons. The record is from RefSeq and is a predicted model, not a curated record. Lineage: Eukaryota; Metazoa; Chordata; Actinopteri; Syngnathiformes; Callionymidae.
UGAGGUGGAGAGCUCUCGACCGUGCGUGGAGCGACCGAGCGCUCCGGCACUGUGAUGACGGACGGUCCAGAGUGAAGAGUUGCGUUCCGAGUCUGCGCCCGGUGACAUCGCGGAGUGGACAUGGGGGUGGCCAGCGAGGACUUGCUCGUCACACUCCAGAUUCUGCCUGGAUUCUUCUCCAACUGUCUCUUCCUGGCUCUGUACGACUCCGUGGUGCUGGUGAAGCGCAUUGUCUCGCUUCUCAGCUGCUCCAAGUCGGCCGGUUCCGAAGACUGGCGCCGCAUGCUGACCACCGCCGGACUGCGCUCCAUCUGGAACAGCUUCCUUCUGGACGCACACAAGCAGGUUAAGCUGGGCUGUGAGGCUCCAAACUCCAAGGUAGUGAAGGUUGUCCCCGACAGUUACAGGUGCAGCAAGAUCAGCAACGGCAGUCACCUUCCCCUGGCUUCUGUGUCCCUGAAUGGUGAUGAGUGCCACCUUCUGGAUUUUGAAUCUUCGAAUCGCCCUCUGGUGGUCAACUUUGGCUCGGCAACCUGACCUCCCUUUAUCAGCCACCUGCCAGCUUUUCGGCGGCUUGUGGAAGACUUUAGCGAUGUGGCUGAUUUUCUGUUGGUGUACAUUGACGAGGCCCACCCCUCUGAUGGCUGGGUGGCGCCCCCUAUGGGCGCUUGCUCCUUCAGCGUACGGAAGCACCAGAGCUUGGAAGAGCGUAUGGGAGCGGCACGCAAGCUCAUAGAGCACUUUUCCUUGCCAUCGCAAUGCCAGCUAGUGGCUGACAGCAUGGACAACAAUGCAAACGUGGCGUAUGGAGUGUCCAAUGAGCGUGUGUGUAUAGUUCAGCAGAGCAAGAUCACCUAUCUAGGGGGAAAGGGGCCUUUUUUUUACAAUUUGAAAUAUGUUCGUCAGUGGCUGGAGCAGAGCUAUGGGAAACGAUAGAAGUCCAACGUGUCAAGAUAUGUGAGUUUUGUGAUUUUUGUAUCGCUAUGAGAGAGAAGAGGCGCUGUGUUAGCGGGCUACGAGACUGUCUUGACCCUGAUAGAUGGAGGAGGGAAGUUGUUCUGAUCCCAAAAGUGUGUCAGCAUAAUUGAAAAGAGCUAUUGCUGCGACACCAAUUUUGAAAAGUGCACUCUGUGUGCAGUCCUCCAAAUGCACAAUCAUAAUUAUGGAGGAGUGUAACAAAUUAUUUUUUCAUGUGUUACAAUAUUUUUUAUAGGCAUGUAGCGUAAAACCCUUUUAUAUAAUAUUGAUCCAGAUUUUUACAAAGAUGUUUUCCACCACUAUUUUUCCACAUCAGCGAAAGAUAUUUAACUAUGCACUUCUGACCACUUCUGGACACUAAUCAGCACAAGUCAUCCAAAAAUAUUUUUGGCAAUAUUUAAACACUGGAAUUAUACGGAUGAUUCUGUGGGGGGAAAAAUGUAAACAAUGUAAAACAUGAUGUUACAGUUGAUGGUGAAGAUGAAAUAUUAUUGUAAGAGUGUUUGUGUUUUAGUAUUUUGGAAAUUGCUGGGUUUGUUACCACAGAGUGAUCCAUGUAUGUCAUGCCAUGUGUAGGUCUAUUUUUGCGGGUGAUGAGGUACCAGAUGCCUGAGAGUAGGCCACGCCCACAGUAAACUGUUGGUCAGACACCAGGUCAGUUGGAUGAGGAGAUCGUUGGGAUUGCUAAGAGCCAUACUUUUUGAUGAGCUUUUGUGAAAGAGUAUUUCUGAUCCACUAACUGCUUAAAAAAGGACUAAGCGCUUGAGUUAAUGUAGAACCAUAGCAGGUAGUUGAAAGGGGCAAAAUGUCCUGUUAAUAACUGAGUUACUGAGCUGAAGAGGAUAGUGACCAGUCGACAAUGUACCGCUCCUGACUUGCCCAUAACCUGAACUGAGCCAUGAAAAGUUGCGUGUGUGUUGACCUCCAUGAGCUACUAUAUGUGAAACAGGUAUUCUGCAAUUUUUUUUUUUUUUGGCAGGUGAACCAUAAAGAAUGAAGUUUUAAGUUUUUUAAGUUAAUCAUAAUCUGUCUCCUGACAUUGGAAAAACGACUUUUCCUGGAGUAUGUAAAUGACUAAGAGGAAACAAUCAGACUCAGCAUUGAAUCCUGAUCAAAAUCUUUUCAAAUAUUGUGAGGGUUACGUAAACACGUUGCAUUGAACUAUAAAGCAGUUAAAAUGUUUUAAAUACUCAGUUGGCUUUCAUCAUUGUUGUCCAACUGUAAAGAAAAAUGUCAGAAAUGCUAAUCUGGUUCGUAAAAAUGCUGCCAUCAUUUGAGCUGCAAUUGCAUUGUGAAAUUGAAUUUCAGCAUGAGGAUAAAAAUGAAAUGUAGUGGAAGAUCUUGUGACCCAGAAAAUAAAAAAGCUGAAAUUGUAGCUUAGAAGGGCUUUAGUCAGUGAAGUACAACCUCUUGAAUAGUAAAACUUAAAUCCGAAAAGUCUUUUCAAGGUUGGUAAAUUUCAAAUUUAUGAAAGUGGACGGAAUAUGUGUGUUUCCAUUACUGUUCUGGGCUGUAAAGUUGUUUCAUAUGACGCAUAAACAGCAAUUCUGGUUUCUAACCCUUGAUCGUAUUAUAAGAUGAAGGAAUUUGUGAAUGUCGUUCAGGUUCUUUCAUGUUCAGCUUUAGCUGGUAAUGUUCGCACAGACUGUUGCAGGAUUUUGAAGCUCUAAUUCAACAUCCCUAUUCACAAGUUUGAGAUCAUCCGAAUAGCAGGAAACCCGACAGAAGAGACCGGUUGUCAAGCUAAAUUAGAGCUCAAACGGGUCCAAAUCACCUUCCUCUUCCCUUCCUGGUGCAUAUUAUAUGUCUGGCCCGACACUUCCUCGUGUCAUCGAAUGAGAAAGAUUCCCUUUGUUCGCCUUGCUUAGAUUUUCCUGCUGACGUCUUCUCUACUCCCAAAAGUUGCCAUUGAUGGUUUGUUGUUGGUAAGGUGAUGAGAGGUUGGGCAUACAAAGCACCACUUUGACCCCGGAGACGUGGGUUAAAGCCUGUCCAGCCUGUGAUUUGGAUAAAACCACAAAAGCAGUUUGGUCAAGGUUAGAAAACGGUUCCUGAUCCAAAAGGGACUUAAGGAUAGUUGGAUUUGAGCCAUAAUAGGGUCAAAUAGAGAGAGAAAACCCCCAUACUGGCAGGACCCUUUACAAUUCAUCAUGGCAAGAAAUGUGUUAACAACUAAUCUUUUGUAACACUUCAGAGUUUUGCACACAAUUUUGUUUAUUCUGAAUCACGGUAUGGAUCAGGUCCUGGACCCCAAAUGGACCUGUGAAUGACUGUUUCUGGUUAUGUCUCCUUAAAAAUAUGAUGAAAUGCAAAUGUCUUCAUGUGAAGCGGACUGGGAGGACUAAGGAGUGUGCAAGGCAGAGACGGAUCACCGUCUUUACGAGCUGUGGAUGGCAACAGCUGGUGUCAUUGUGUUUGAGCAAGUAGGAGAGACAAUCGAAAUGUAUGCAUUCAUUCUUCUUUGGGACAAAAUAUUAAUCAAUAAUUCAAUUUCAAUCAUUCAUCAUCUGACUUACACAGGAUUCUACCAUCCAGGGAAGCAUUCUGAACAUUGGGCUUUAGAAACAUUCUCAAGCCAUUCAAAACAUAAUGUUGUUUUCAAAAUCUGGAUCAGCUCAACAUUGGGAUGCUCAAUUUGUGUUUUAUGAUGUGCUUUUAUUUAAAUGUUACAGCGAGGAAGUGUGGGGGGAAACUGAGCGUGGGUCGGAAAAGGUGUGUCACCCAGAUGCUCUCGUCCUGUUUUCCGUGCUGUAGGUGUGUGAAUGAAGACCUGUGAUGAAAGAGUCUUGACUCAGUCCCUGGUUGGAGAGUAACCCACACCUGCUUCACCGGGGGCAGAACGAUGGUGUCUGUGUCGCUUCAUUGAGUGUACCCAUUAACUGCUGCUUAGUGGUGUGUUUUUAAUAUAGUGUUGAAUAAAGUUUUCUGCUUGAGACUGUUUCCCUGUCCUGGUUGUCUUCAUCAGAAAUUUUAAAGACUCAAUUUUAGAUGGAAAUAAUAUCCAAAACCAUUAGUCUAUUUAGGUCAAUUAGAGGCAAGACAAAAGGCAGUGGGCAUGUUCUGUAAGGAAAUCAGGACCUU